AUGAAAAAACCCAAUCAACAACAACGUGCUCCUACGACAAGCUCCGAGUUAAGUGAAAAUUCCAGUGACGAAAUGUCCGAGCCAGAAACUAGUCGGGAAUCGACUCAAUGCCGUAAUCCUCGUAGUCAAUGUCUAUCGACUGGGAGAGAGUCAAAGAUUAGUGACAAAACGCCGACGUAUCCAGUUCUAAAUGCUGUCUAUUCAUUUGCACGUGCAGGACUGACAACCUCUUCGAAGCUCUUUGUCGUGAAAUCUCGACUCACACCGACAACGCCAAUGGAAAUGACCCCAAAGAAGAAACCUCAUUGUCAUAGUGUUGAUCCUGUUUUCUACUGUCAUUGUGUAUUGAAAAAGACUGUGGGUGUACGAGUUGGAACGUCAUUUGGGCUUGGUAGACUCAGUGCCAUACGAGAUGAGGAUGGAGUGAGUGCAAUUGAACUAGAAACGAUUGGAGGAUUGUUGUAUCUGAAUGCAAAAGAGAUGGAGAGUGUAGAGAUCGUUCCUGCAUUGGUUAACGAGUGUGUCUCCACACCGUCAGGAUUAGGUCGUGUGGUACACUAUGAUACACAGGAACAACUUUAUACAGUACGAGUAGGAACAGAUUCAGGUGGUUGUAAAGAGAAGGAACUUCAAGUGCCAGUCUCAGAUGUACGACUAGCAGAGAAUAAUGAUGAUUCUCGAAACACUUUGGAGUCACGACGUCCACGUGGUAUGUCAGAAGGAAGUAAUCUUGAUUGGGACUCGAGACGAUCGUCUGUGAGACUUUCUGCUGGUGCGAGCUCUGCCAGUGGAUUAACAAUGCUGAAAAAUAUUGCGGCGACUUCGUACACGUUCAUUGCUAGUAAAUAUCAUCAAGGACAGCCCGUGAUCACGAAAUUUGGUGCUGGACAUAUUGUUUCAGUAGACCCACAGCGCGGUUCGGCGCACAUUCAGCUCGUAUGGGGAGCAAUUGCAUACCUUAACGCCAACAUGAUUGAUUACUACCCCAAGGCCUUGGAGGGUACCGAUGUACGGACAAAGUUUGGGUCGGGGAUUGUUAUUGGACUACGUCCAGCUGAUGCUAUUUACACGGUGCGUCUACACGAUCUGCAACCGGCAGGAAAGUCAGACGUGGUGUUUGUACAUGAGUCUGAUCUGCAUCGGAAUCGGAGGAUUGCAGUCAAGGCUGCAAAUGUUCGGGACAAAUUGAAAGCCAUGGCGCAACGUCGUUUUGGUGAACGUAUCGUCGUGGCGCACCAGAGUCACGACGAAGAACCGAAUUCUGCUGGCAUCUAA
Molecule: messenger RNA, 1275 nt
Organism: Peronospora belbahrii
Lineage: Eukaryota; Oomycota; Peronosporomycetes; Peronosporales; Peronosporaceae
Source: the annotation of a GenBank genome assembly